AUGAAGCCCGUCCCUUUGGUCCUGCUCAUAACUUCAGUCUUACUGACCACCCACAUCCCGCUGAGCACCUGUCGACCCCACGACCUGAGCCUCAUGAACAGCCAGCUAGAAGACGUGCUGUCAAACGGGGAAGGAGACGACGCUAUGUCCUACCUCGUGGGUGAAAAACUCCUUCAGUAUUUGCAAAGAAACCUCGGAGCGCAGAAGGCAAGCGGUGUCCUGGAUCUCCCGCACUUCCCCACGGCGCAGCUGCGCUCUCCUCAUGAGGACAGCAACUUAGAAGAGCUCACGGAGUUUUCCAAACGGAACGACGAUCCUCCGAUCUCCAUCGACCUCACCUUCCACCUGCUGAGAAACAUGAUCGAAAUGGCGCGAAACGAGAAUCAAAGGGAACAGGCGGGACUGAACCGCAAAUAUCUAGAUGAGGUUGGGAAGUAGCUGUAGCUCCAUGAUGAUGCUUUCAAUCGGCGAGUAAAGAACAAGCUCAAUGCACUCUUUCACACCCCCAAACUCUCGCUUAAGCAUAUGACAUUCACCGAUGCCUCCUGCUGACCCACACUCUUAGAAAUAAAGGUUCUUCAGUGGUUCCUUGCCACUGCAAAGAA
This is a messenger RNA of Carassius carassius (crucian carp), 605 nucleotides long. RefSeq names its product urotensin 1 (gene ucn1). The transcript has a single exon. Gene Ontology annotation, molecular function: hormone activity. Gene Ontology annotation, cellular component: extracellular region. The record is from RefSeq and is a predicted model, not a curated record. Lineage: Eukaryota; Metazoa; Chordata; Actinopteri; Cypriniformes; Cyprinidae. Bases 1 to 438 code for a protein of 145 amino acids.